AUGACGCGACCGCGAAGGAAUGUGCAAGCGAGUCGAGGACUGGAAGAGAGUGUCCGCGAUCGUGUUGAUGAUCGUUCGCUGAACGGGCGUAGUGUUAACGUUACAUUUGCAGAUGUACAGGAUUCAUUACGUCCAUUCACCGGAGACGAUAGUGGUAGUAUUGUGAAAUGGGUAGAGGAUUUCGAAGAGUUGGCAGAUUUGUGUUCUUGGUCAGAACUGCAUAAGUUUUUAUAUGGCAAGCGACUGCUUCAGGGCACAGCCCUUGAUUUUGUACGAGGCGAAAGUGGUUUGCGAUCGUGGUCCGAGUUACGCGACAAGUUGCUAAAUGAAUUCCGUUGUCGGCUCAGUACGGCCGAUGUUCAUCGACAGUUAUCGUCUCGUUGGAAACGUGCCGAUGAAACACUGCUACAGUACUUAUAUAAAAUGCGGGAAAUAGCAGCGCACGGCAAUAUUGAAGAUGAGUCGGUCAUCGACUAUGUGAUUUGUGGUGUCCCCGACACUUCGGCGGACAAAAACGUGUUAUAUGGCGCGACAACGCUGGGUGAGUUCAAGAAAAAAAUUGAAUUGUACGAGCGGAUUAGGAGCCGAUCUCAAGCGGGUAAUGUACCUCGGGUGACUGCUGAUGGUAAACCAAAGCCGACGAUCGCGUCGGGAGGAUUAUCGGUGGAAGGAGUAACUAGGUGUUUCAAUUGUGGAGAUCGUGGACACCAGUCUAGAGAGUGUCCUGACGUUGACAAGGGACCAAAAUGUUUCUCAUGUCGCACUUUUGGACAUAAAUCAUUCGAGUGUCCAGGUAAGAGUGACACCGUGCCGAACGUGUAUCAGGUUGACUAUGGCAGUAACAGCGAUCGUAUAGUGAAACCAGUAGUGAUUUCUGGCUGCGAAGCAAUGGCUCUGAUUGAUACAGGAUGCGAUAUUAAUAUUUGUCGGCACUCGAUUGGACUGAAAUUAGUCAAUGUCACCAGCAAGAUGUGUCAACUACAUCUAAGAGGACCAGCAGGCGCAAACUUUGUUACAGAACAGAUGUUGGACACGGAGUUGCACAUUGAUGGUCGAACAUACCCCAUCACCGUGUAUACCGUAAGUGACGACAGUAUAGGACAUGAUGUGAUUAUAGGUCGAACGUUGUUCCAGACCAGUGCCGAGCUAAGGGUGGGACCGAAAGCCGUGGAGGUUGUCGAUGCUCGUGAAGUACAACAGAUGAUGGCCAUUGAUGUUGAAGUGCCGGAACUAGACGUAGGCGAAAGGGAGUUCUUGCCAACGAUUAAAAAAAAUUGUACGUGA
Molecule: messenger RNA, 1284 nt
Organism: Macrosiphum euphorbiae (potato aphid)
Lineage: Eukaryota; Metazoa; Arthropoda; Insecta; Hemiptera; Aphididae
Source: the annotation of a GenBank genome assembly